AUGAGCGGAGGUGCCUCGGGCUCGUUGGGCUCGUUGGGAGCUCUGCUGCAAACGCAGCGAUCGAGGUAUCGUGUGUCGCACUACGGGACCAACGCGCGGUCGGACUCUUCGCUCCGCGGCCCGGCCCGGCACGCCGAAAAGGCGCAAGGUGGCCGCGGGGCGAACUGGCCGCUCUGGAGUGGGUCUGGUGUUUCUCGGGAGGUCGGCGUUUCCUUCAUCCUGGAGAUCAUCCUCCGGGUAAUGGCGGAUGGCUGGAUUUGGUUUUUCGCCGCCGGCAAUGCAGUGGACGUCAUACUCAUCCUGGUUACAGGCGUGGUCCCGAGCUAUAUCCUGAAGCCUUUCUUCAACGUGGAUAGUGGAGAGCUCCGAAUUGGCCAGGCCCUGCGCUGCGUACGCCUCAUCCGCAUCUUGAAGAGUGUGCGCACUAUCAGCGCCUUCAGAAUCUUGUGGUCGCUGGUCAGUGGCAUCGUAGACAGUGGCCGCAUUCUGCUCUGGACGCUUACGAUCAUCACAGUGGUCCUCUACAUGUUCUCUAUCUUCUUUGUGCAGCUGCUGGUGCAUUCUGGCUUGGCCUUGACUGAGGAACAGAACGAGCUCGUCCGGCUCUACUUCACCACAGUUCCAGAGACCAUGUUCACCCUCUUUCAGUGCCUGACGCUGGACAGCUGGACGGGGUUCAGCAGAAUCUUGCAAAUCGACCAGCCAGUCAUCGGCGUGCUGUGGCUGCUCUAUGUGGCCGUCGCGUGCAUGGUUCUGAACAACUUGGUGAUUGCGGUCAUUGUCAACAAUGCCUUUGCACGAGCAGAGCAGGAUGAGGAGCUCCAGGCAUCCAUCGCCCGCGAAACCACCGAGGCAGAGAUGAAUGAUCUGAGGAUUCUCUUUGAUGAGAUCCACCCAUCAGAGGAGGAAUCCGAAGAGCCCAAGUACCUCACUCAAGAGGAUUACGACCUGGCCGUUGAGAGCAACCAUCCUUCCUUGUGGACCAAGUUGAAGCUCGUGAACCUGGAAGAGGACGAGAUCAAAAAUCUGUGGAAGUACUUGGACUUCCCUCCCGAGAUUGACAAGGAGGAGUUCGCAUCGCAGAUUCGCGCCCUCAAAGGCGAGUGCAAGGCGAAGCACAGCUACACGGUGGCGAUGAACCUGAAGAAGCUCGAUGCCAGACUGCACCAGGCACGAGCGCAUCUGGAGACUCACAAGAACAUUUGCGAGACACUCAAGAAGGAGACGACCCAGGUCCAGUUGGAGCUGUCCAGGGCCCUCUCUGAGGCGCGGUUUGCGGCUGCGAAUGCCUCCCCUGCGACGCUGCUUCUAACCAUAGACGUGACCACAGCUGCCAACAUGGUGGGCAUGACCGGCCGGCGAAGCGGCGCUUUGCUCCCGAGCGCUUUUCUCCUGCUUCUAGGCGGUCUAUGCACGGCGGCGAAUGUCAACAAGGUACUCCAAGGCUUCGAGGAUCCUGAGAAGGUGCUGGACCAAGCCUUGGAUGACAUGCAGGGUGACCUCAUCAGAGUCAGGCAGUCGUAUGCCGAGGUGCUUGCAACCCAGAGGAAGUUGCAGAGCCAGAAGCAGCAGGAGGACCGGAUUGCCUUGGACUGGUAUCGCCGGGCGGAGCUGGCAGUUGAGAAAGGCGACGAUGAGCUUGCGAAGGAAGCUUUGGCUCGUCGGCAACGCGCAGUGAACAAGGUCAAUGACCUCCAGGCGCAGAUCGACGCAAUGACGGUGAGCGUUGAAAAGCUCUUUGACUCGGUGAAGGCGCUUGAGGCAAGGAUCGCAAUAUCCAAGGAGGAGAAGGAAGAGCUCAUUGCCAGAGCAAGGACUGCCAAGACAACCUCGCAGGUGAACGAGAUGCUGUCUGAUCUCACCAGCGUUGGUUCCACGGGCGCUUUCGAGCGAAUGAAGGAGAAGGUGGAACUUCUGGAGAACCGCGCGGAGGAUGAGCUCGCAAAGCUCAAGGGCCAAAAGGCCUUGCCAGCCGGCUUCUCCGGCAUUGACGGGGAGCUGGAGGCCAUGCGCAAGAAGACGACGGCGAAGUGA
Effrenium voratum is the source of this 2034-nucleotide messenger RNA. Lineage: Eukaryota; Dinophyceae; Suessiales; Symbiodiniaceae. The record is from the annotation of a GenBank genome assembly.